AUGUGCGGGCGCUUUGCAUUGGCGGUAGAAUUGAUUGAUUUACCGCAAUGUUUCAAUGAAACUGCAAUUAACGUUGAUGAACAACAACAUCAAAUUGAGAGAAUAGACGACACACACUUUGUGUCUGUUAUGGGGGCAGACUCGAAUGAGAAUAAUGAUACAGAGGAUCUUACUAGAGAAAAGUACAGGUCCAUAAUAGAAAUUGAACUUAAUUAUCCGCAAGCUAAAACUUUCCGUCCAUCAUAUAAUAUCCCACCAACUGGAACGUCAGUUAUUGUGUACCAAGCAAAGCCACUGAAUGACCAGGUACAUUACAGAUAUGUUAUCGAGUCCCUGACAUUUGGAUUGGUACCUCUGUGGGCCAAGCCAACCGAUCCGGAGCCUGUACAGAGAGAUGGGAAGCCUGGACCUCCAUAUUCUAAAGAACUUCAACGACAUGAAGGUCGUCAAUUCAAUUGUAGGAAAGAGUCAUUAGGAAAGGGGAAUGCCCUUCCUACAUGGAAUAGUCAUAAGCGGAAGACCAGGUGUGUGGUCCCCAUCCAGGGGUACUUUGAGUGGCAAAAGACGAAAACCGAUAAGAUCCCACAUUUUGUUCAUUCUACUAAAUCAUCUAUAAUAUAUUUAGCUGGAUUAUAUUCUCAUAACCGGAAUUAUCCAUUAGAAAAUCCUAAAGAUGAGUAUUUUUCUUCCUUCCUGAUUGUCACUGGACCUGCUCGACACGAAGAUUCCAAAGAUUUAGCAUGGUUACAUGGAAGAAAGCCAAUGAUGCUUGUUCCUGGAUCCAAGGAAUGGUACGAAUGGCUAGAUCCAACUAAGGAUUGGGAUGACAGUUUGUUGGACACUGUAUUGGAUACUGUGAACAACAAGGCUUUCCAUGAUAUUGAAGCAUAUACCGUGGGAAGGUCGGUGGGGAAUACAACCAGUGAAGGUGAACAAUUACUUAAACGAGAGAAUUAUCAAUCGCAAAAGUCGAUAACUCUGUUUUUCCAGAAAAGUCCAACCAAGAGACCACAUGUUACAGAAGAAAUGAAAUCUGAAUUAAAUAAAAGGCCAAAAUUAAAAGUUAAAAAGGAAGAGUCUGAUAUAUUUUCUGCUUUAAGGAAACAAAGUGUAAAGAAGGAGACUUAG
[Candida] anglica is the source of this 1128-nucleotide messenger RNA. The record is from the annotation of a GenBank genome assembly. NCBI's taxonomy places the organism in Eukaryota, Fungi, Ascomycota, Pichiomycetes, Serinales, Debaryomycetaceae.